Botrytis fragariae is the source of this 588-nucleotide messenger RNA. Its product is annotated as putative acyl- n-acyltransferase protein. The record is from RefSeq and is a predicted model, not a curated record. Lineage: Eukaryota; Fungi; Ascomycota; Leotiomycetes; Helotiales; Sclerotiniaceae. The coding region runs from base 1 to 588 and encodes 195 amino acids. The transcript has a single exon. Gene Ontology annotation, molecular function: acyltransferase activity, transferring groups other than amino-acyl groups.
AUGGCCGAUCCCAUAUUCCACCUUACCACCCCCCACCUCUUUAUAGGCUACUUCGACGCCAAUAAUCCCAUCCACUGCACCUUCCUCGUCACUCUCUACAACACCCCCGAAUUCAUUGCCGCUGAAGGCAAGACCGCUAUCAUCUCUCCCGAGGCUGCACGCGAAAGAAUCGCCACCCGCUUCGUCGAGGAACAUGCCCGCAACGGCUAUGGUCAAUUCCUCGUAUACCUGAGAAGUGACUCAGACCCCUCAUUCUCGGCUGCGAUACCCAUUGGCUCCGUGUGCUUGACGAAGGGCAACAAUCCGGAUUCGUUUGAUUUGCCAGAUGUGGGAUUCGCGCUUGUCUCUGAGGUGCAUGGGAGGGGUUAUGCGACGGAAGCUGCGCGUGCGCUGUUGGAGUAUGUCAAGAAGGAGCAAGGACUAGAGAACUAUUUUGGAUUUACGAGUUCGGGAAAUGCGGCUAGUAUGAGGGUAAUGAAGAAGUUGGGCAUGGUAGAUUUAGGAGUUCAGCCAUUUCAAGGAGAGGAGACGCAUGUGUUUGCAUCGCCAGGCAUUGAGGAUCUGGAGAAGUAUGGGUUUAAGAAGUAA